This is a messenger RNA of Mytilus trossulus (common blue mussel), 4830 nucleotides long. Its product is annotated as poly(ADP-ribose) glycohydrolase-like. Gene Ontology annotation, biological process: nucleotide-sugar metabolic process; carbohydrate metabolic process; regulation of DNA repair. The transcript has 20 exons. The record is from RefSeq and is a predicted model, not a curated record. Gene Ontology annotation, cellular component: cytoplasm; nucleus. Gene Ontology annotation, molecular function: poly(ADP-ribose) glycohydrolase activity. Bases 46 to 2217 code for a protein of 723 amino acids. Lineage: Eukaryota; Metazoa; Mollusca; Bivalvia; Mytilida; Mytilidae.
CCAAUAAACUGCUUUGACGGAAAUAUAUACUCAAGAUACUGCUGUAUGAAACUUUCAUUUGUACUAUGUUUGGGUAAAGUUGUUUAUAGAAUGAGUGAACCCCCUUUGAAAAAGAAAAGAACCCUAUUAGAUUUUUUUAGAAAGAAAACCAAAUCAAAUAGUGAUGAACAAGUAAAAGAAAAAAAGGUAGAAAUCAUUGAUGUAGAAAUGGCUGAAUCUGAAGCUGGAAAAAGCUCAAAACCAGCAGUCAAUCCUGUAAAUAAAGUUUUCACUGACAUUACGACACAAGGGUUUGGUGCAUCAUUUGAUGGAAAAGGAGCUCAAGCAGCUUUUACUAAAAAAACUGAAAUGAUUUUGAAGAAGUCCAGUCUUGGUGACACUCUUAAAUAUGAUGAGACAUUUGAAUACAAUAUGGAUUCUGACGUAGCAGACUCUCAAGGUUCUCAGGAUGGAGAUAGUGUUAAACCAGAUAUACCAACCAGGAAACCAAGUCAAAGAAAAGCUAAUUCUGAUUGGAAGGGAAAACCUUUGAAUAGACUGAAUAAAAUGCCUGACUGCAUGGAUAAACUGCCAGCUCUACAUUCAACAGAAAACCAUACAGUUCUUAUAAAAGUGCCAUUCAAGUAUGAUCCAAAGUUACCACCUACGCCUCAUCCAGCACAGUAUAAAGAUGGUUGGAAUAAUGACCAUGUGAAAAUGCCAUGUUCUCCACAGAAUGAAUAUCCUUUCCAAGGCAAGAAUAAUAAACAGAUAUUGAGAAAAAGGUGGGAGAUUAUUGAAGAGGCACUUCUUAGUAAAAUACCAGGUCCAUAUGAGUUAGAGGAUGUAAUACUGAAAUAUAAUUCACGAUAUUUUGGCAAGUGGAAUUUUGAGACAUUGAAGAGUCUUUUUACAGAGAACCUUGCAGAAUGUGAAAGAAAUCAUUUCUUUGGUGAAGUUCUACCAAAAAUUGCAAAGUUAGCACUCAGUUUGCCUCAUUUAUGUACUCAGCCCAUUCCAUUAUUGAAGAAAGGGAAGACGAGAAGUAUAACACUAAGCCAGCAGCAGAUAGCCUGUUUAUUAGCUAAUGCCUUCUUUUGUACAUAUCCACGUAGAAAUGCCAAAGGCAAAACUUCUGAAUUCUUUAAUUAUCCAAGUAUUAAUUUUAAUAGUUUAUAUGAUGGAAUGCCUAAUGAUGUAAAAGUGGAAAAAUUAAAAUGUAUUAUUCAGUACUUUUCAAGAGUCACCAAAAAGAUGCCUACAGGCCUUGUCACAUUUACCCGACAAUGUGUAGGUCAUAUUGAUUUCCCUAAAUGGGACAGCUUAGAUAUUCCACUGAGAGGCUUACAUGUAUCAUCAGAAGGAACCAUAGAAGAUGAUGGGGAAGGACUUUUACAGGUUGAUUUUGCGAACAAAUAUUUAGGAGGAGGAGUUUUAACCCAUGGUUGUGUUCAAGAAGAAAUAAGAUUUUUAAUUUGUCCUGAAAUGAUCAUAUCACGAUUGUUCACAGAAGGUCUGGAGAAAAACGAAAGUUUGAUAAUGAAAGGUUGUGAAAGGUUUAGUUCAUAUGAUGGAUAUGCCAGAACUUUUGAAUGGAAAGGAGACUAUGAUGACUCUAAAAAUCCAAGAGAUGAUUGGGGAAGAUUGUGUACCCAUGUGACUGCCAUUGAUGCCUUGGUUAUCCACUAUUAUGAUAAACAGUUUAGAGGUGAUAUAGUAAAAAGAGAACUAAAUAAAGCUUACUGUGGAUUUGUGUCACUUGGAGGAGGAAAGAAUCCCCCCAAUGAAAUGAAUUUAUCUGCUGUCUGUACUGGUAAUUGGGGUUGUGGUGCUUUUGGUGGUGAUAAAAGAUUAAAAGCGUUAAUCCAAUUAAUGGCAGCUACAGCAGCCAAGAGGGAUGUAUGUUAUUAUACUUUUGAUGAUGAUAGGCUAAAGAAUGAUAUAUAUAAUAUACACCAAUAUCUUACUGUCACAAAUCCUUUAGGUAUAGGUAUCAUUGUGAAUUUGAUAGAAAGGUAUGAAGGAGUAUUACGAAAGUCAAGGAAGAAACCCAGUAUGAACUUGUUUGAAUAUAUUGUCAAAGUUUUUGAUGGAUCUCUAGAAAACACUGAUAGUGAACCUGACUCUCCUGCAAUUGAGAGAGAAAUGUUAGCAAUGUAUAGUAAGGAUGAUGAAGUUGUUAAAAAUAACUCAUUUAAAAGACAGUUAUCUGAUGAUUACAAAGCUAAUACACCUUAAGGAAAGGACAAAAGAAGACAUAUAUGAACAAAUCAUAAGGCUUGAAUAUAUUAUAAAACCAUUUUGACAUUCAGUUUGGGAUACCCUGAAUAAAAACUGCACUAAAGAGAGGGUGGUUUCCUGUACAUGUAUCAAAAGGAGACAAUAUAAGUAACUAGAGAAUUAAUAGAAAUCUGUUACAGUUUGAUGUUGCUUUGUGUCAUUUGUAAAUAUUCUAAUCAAGACAAAAUCUUUUAUAAUUAGUUGAUGUAUUAUUUAGUCAUGACAUUUUGAGGAUGAAUAUCAAACAAAGGUUAAAAAGAAGGAUGACGAUAAGUUUGGAUCAUGAUUGCCAUAAGCUGAAAGAUGAAAAACAAUUGUAGUUUAAUCCUAAUGUAGGUGUUAUCAGUUAAUUUUCAUGUUAAGUUAAUGUCUUUGUUCCAUCCUUGUGAACUGAUGAAUUAAUAUUCAAGUUCAUUUAUGUAUGAACAUACUUUUUUAUGAUAGGUUAUAGACUAUUUAACGGGUUCAUAGAUAACUGAUCUUAGAUAAAUCAAAGGAUUUUGUCUUAGUGUCUGUCAUAUGUGUCUGUGUCAACUUUCCAAUUUUACUUUGUUCAUGUGAGAAGUUAAGGAAAAAUUAUUUGAUUCAAUUUUUGUAAACUACUCUUAUCUGUUCCUAUUGGUUAAAUCUGUUGUUGUUGGAGUAUUCAAGAAGUUUUCUGUAGAUAUUGUGUGAGGCAGGGGCCAAGUGUUAACAUUAUUUUCAGUCAUUACAAUCAAUUGUUCUUGUUUAAGAUUGUUUAAGUUAAAUAUAUUAUAGUACUGCUAUGUUUGCUUGCUGUAAUUUUAUCUUCUGUUAAUUUUCAUAUGGCAGCUAUUAAAUUGCUAUAAAAAUAGCAAAAACUCAGAUCUAAUAAAUAUUUGAAAAAAGUUCCCCUUAUCAAUUUAAAGAGUUUUAUAAAUAAGCUUUACAUGGCAAUGCAAGUUAUUCAUUUCUUGAAUGAACAAAUAAUGUAUAGUUUUACAUUAAUAAUGUCUUGUUGACAAAUUAAUGUAUAUUUUUAAUUGUAAAUAUUUAUUUGUAGAUACUGUUUUUGUAAUUUUAAUUUAUUAUACUACACUGUAGUAGAUCAGUGCUGUGAAAAUGUAGAUAUGGUUGUGCCAAAAAACUUUUUAUCAUGAUCACAAGAUAUAUAUAUAUAAAGAGUAGUUUUCUUACUGUAUUAUUGUGCAUAUGAUGUUAUUGUUGAUGAAAUGAAUGAAAAGAAAUGUAAUAAUUUUGUACUCCAUUUAUUUUUUUAUUUGUGGAUGCUAAAUUUUUUUAGAAAAUCAGUAUCUGUUCUAUGUCAAAGGAGUUUUUCCUAAUGUCUGUCUUGUCUGUUUAUAAUUACCUUUGCUGUAUUGCAUAUUCUUUGACUUUCAUACAGUAUGUUAUUUUGCAUUUCUUGACAGACUUCCACCAACAUGUAAAGAUUUGCCCACUGCAAAUAAAGUUAUAUACCUAUUAUUGAAAAAUAUAUCAUUCCUAAUUUGAGGUUUCUCUAGUUUUAAUGUGGACCUGUUGUUAUAUACUUUUUAUCAGAUAAUUAAAACACAAUCCUUGAAAAUAGCUUCAUAUAGUUCUGCCACUCUUGCAAUGGUUCUUUUCUAGGACUUUAAAUUUAAAUAUCAGUGAUCUUUGGGUCUCUUACCAAAACUAAAUUUUAAUAUCAGUGAUCUUUGGGUCUCUUACCAAAACUAAAUUUCGAUAUUAGUGAUAUUUGGGUCUCUUACCAAAACUAAAUUUUGAUAUGAGUGAUAUUUGGGUCUCUUACCAAAACUAAAUUUUGAUAUGAGUGAUCUUUGGGUCUCUUACCAAAACUAAAUUUUGAUAUGAGUGAUCUUUGGGUAUCUCCCCAAAACUAAAUUUAGAUAUGAGUGAUAUUUGGGUCUCUUACCAAAACUAAAUUUUGAUAUGAGUGAUCUUUGGGUCUCUUACCAAAACUAAAUUUUGAUGAGUGAUCUUUGGGUCUCUUACCAAAACUAAAUUUUGAUAUGAGUGAUCUUUGGGUCUCUUACCAAAACUAAAUUUUGAUAUGAGUGAUAUUUGGGUCUCUUACCAAAACCAUUUUCAUUUACAUCAGUUUAAACUAUUACUUCUUGGAAACGCUUGACUGAAUUUUUAUACACUUGCACAGGUUCUUCUGCUGGACAUGAAGUUGUGACCUACGGUUUUGAUUUGUGAUUUGAGAAAUUUUAUCCCACUUGAACAUGGACUUGUCACUUUUCUUUUGGAGAGGACAGGCAGAUCACAUGUUCCUAGGAAGGCACACAUUGACUUUUAUUUUUGUUUAAGUAAAGAGUGAAUGAAUAUUUUGUUAUUUUGUGUAAUUAUGUAUUUGCAUCCAUCGUGUGUUUUUUUUUAUCUAUAGGAUGAUAAUGUAAAGUGCAUAUUUCACCUAACUUUUAAGUAUUUACGUAUGAAGAUAUUAGUACAUGUUGUAUGUAAGGUCUACCUUAAUUCAUUUGACUGAAAGAUGUACAAUCAACACUUGUAAGUAUUUUCAAAGAACUAUUGUACACAUGUGUUUGUGUAAGUGCCAACUAUAAUAAUAAACCAAGCUAUUCAAUGAAAAGAAUGAUUUCAUUUAUU